This is a messenger RNA of Anneissia japonica, 3138 nucleotides long. RefSeq names its product 116 kDa U5 small nuclear ribonucleoprotein component-like. Gene Ontology annotation, molecular function: GTP binding; U5 snRNA binding; translation elongation factor activity. Gene Ontology annotation, biological process: mRNA splicing, via spliceosome. Gene Ontology annotation, cellular component: U4/U6 x U5 tri-snRNP complex; U2-type catalytic step 2 spliceosome; cytosol. The transcript has 25 exons. NCBI's taxonomy places the organism in Eukaryota, Metazoa, Echinodermata, Crinoidea, Comatulida, Comatulidae. The record is from RefSeq and is a predicted model, not a curated record. The coding region runs from base 210 to 3131 and encodes 973 amino acids.
AACUCGUUGAAAACGCGUGUGAAACGAUUGAUGAUUGAGGUCGCUAGAGCUGCACUUCACUUUUUCCAUAUGAAACCAGCACCAGGCCUGGGGAAGCGCGUCAAUUUGAGACUGAUUUUGUACCUUAUCUAGGCCUAAUACAUCCCUGUUGACGCAAGACUAAACACAUUUAAAUUCUUGUGUCGCAGAGGUAAGAGAAAAGAAGCAAGAUGGAUGCAGAUUUGUACGAUGAGUUUGGUAAUUACAUUGGACCUGAACUGGAAAGUGAUUCAGAGGAAGAAGAUGACGUUGAAUCCGCAUUUCCAGACCCUGAUAUGGAUGAUGAUGAUGAUGCCGAUCACAUGGAACAUGAGCCUGUAGCGCCCACACAGGCAGUGGUUUUGCAUGAGGACAAGAAAUAUUACCCAACAGCUGAAGAGGUGUAUGGACCUGAUGUAGAAACGCUCAUACAUGAGGAGGAUGCACAGCCCCUAACUGAACCAAUCGUUGCUCCAGUUUUGAAGAAGAAAUUCACAAUGACUGAGCAAGAACUGCCAGCCACUGUAUAUAACAUGGAAUAUUUGGCAGAUAUGAUGGAUAAUCCAGAGUUGAUUAGAAAUGUCACUCUUGCUGGUCAUCUUCAUCAUGGCAAGACAACAUUUGUUGACUGUAUGAUGGAACAGACUCAUCCCGAUUUGCUCUCAUAUGAAGACAAAGACCUCAGGUACACAGAUACAUUACUUACUGAGUUAGAGCGUGGUGUGAGUAUUAAGUGUCAACCAGUGACCUUACUGACCCCUGACAUCAAAGGCAAGAAUUUCUUGAUGAACCUUAUGGAUACACCAGGUCAUGUCAACUUUUCUGAUGAAGUAACCGCUGCAUUCAGGGUGUCAGAUGGUGUUGUCAUCUUUAUUGAUGCAGCAGAGGGCAUGAUGCUAAACACUGAAAGACUCAUCAAGCAUGCAAUACAAGAGAACCUGGCACUCACAAUAUGCAUCAAUAAGAUUGAUAGGCUGAUACUGGAAUUGAAGCUACCCCCUACUGAUGGAUAUUACAAACUAAGGAACAUUAUAGAUGAGGUCAAUGGCAUAUUAAGUAUGUACUCUGAUGACACAGAGGACUUGCGGGUUUCUCCAUUACUUGGAAAUGUUUGCUUCGCCAGCUCCAAAUAUGGAAUUUGUUUCACAUUAUCCUCCUUUGCAAAGAUCUACACUGAAAGCUAUGGAGAUGAAAUAGAGUAUAAACCAUUUGCUAGGCAUCUUUGGGGAGACAUGUAUUUUAACCCCAAAACACGUAAAUUCACCAAGAGACCGGCUGCCAGUACAUCGCAACGCAGCUUCGUUGAGUUUAUUCUCGAACCAAUGUACAAAUUAUUUGCCCAGGUUGUGGGUGAUGUUGAUACUACCUUGCCAGGUGUGUUGGAUGAGCUUGGUAUUCAUCUAACAAAGGAAGAGAUGAAGCUAAACAUCAGGCCCAUCUUGAAACUUAUCUGCUCCAAAUUCUUUGGUGAUUUCACUGGAUUUGUCGAUAUGUGUGUUGAGCAUAUCCCAUCACCAGUAAUGGCAGCUAAGAAUAAAGUGGAACAUGUAUACACAGGGCCGAGUGAUUCUGAUCUGGCUGAGGCUAUGAUUGAUUGUGAUUCAGAGGGACCAUUAAUGCUGCACACAACCAAGAUGUACAGUACAGAAGAUGGGGUCAGCUUUCAUACUUUUGGGCGGGUGAUGAGUGGAACGAUCCAUUCCAACCAGGAGGUAAAAGUGCUCGGGGAGAACUACUCAUUGGACGAUGAAGAAGAUUCUCGAAUCACUUUAGUAGGACGCCUUUGGAUAGCAGAAGCUAGGUACAAGAUUGAGGUGAAUCGUGUACCAGCUGGUAAUUGGGUUUUACUAGAAGGCGUAGAUGAACCUAUCGUGAAAACAUCCACAAUAACAGAAUGCAAAGGUGUUGAGGAGGCACACAUAUUCCGGCCAUUGAAGUUCAACACAAGUUCAGUGAUCAAGAUUGCUGUAGAGCCUGUAAACCCUUCUGAGUUACCAAAAAUGUUAGACGGACUGCGCAAGAUCAACAAGAGCUACCCGUUGAUCACGACCAAAGUUGAGGAGUCUGGAGAACAUGUAGUGAUGGGUACAGGAGAACUCUACCUGGACUGUGUCAUGCAUGACCUUCGAAAAAUGUACUCUGAGAUAGACAUCAAAGUAGCAGAUCCUGUAGUAUCAUUCUGUGAGACAGUCGUUGAGACAUCCUCUCUAAAAUGUUUUGCUGAAACACCAAAUAAAAGGAAUAAGUUGACAAUGAUUGCAGAGCCAUUGGAAAAAGGACUUGCUGAAGAUAUUGAAAAUGAAGUAGUACAAAUAGGAUGGAAUAGAAAGAGACUUGGAGAAUUCUUCCAGACUAAGUACGACUGGGAUUUGUUGGCUGCACGUUCCAUCUGGGCCUUCGGGCCAGACACCACUGGACCAAACAUUCUUGUAGAUGAUACAUUGCCAUCAGAGGUUGACAAAGGCCUUUUGAAUUCUGUCAAAGAUAGCAUCGUGCAAGGUUUUCAGUGGGGAACCAGGGAAGGACCACUGUGUGACGAACCAAUCCGUAAUGUCAAGUUUAAGAUCCUGGAUGCUGUGAUUGCAUCAGAGCCUAUUAAUAGAGGAGGGGGACAAAUCAUUCCAACUGCAAGACGUGUAGCUUAUUCUGCUUUUCUUAUGGCUACUCCAAGGUUAAUGGAGCCAUAUAAUUUUGUAGAAGUGCAAGCCCCAGCUGACUGUGUCUCAGCUGUCUACACUGUACUUGCAAGGAGAAGAGGGCAUGUUACUCAAGAUGCGCCUGUACCUGGUUCUCCUCUGUACACCAUCAAGGCCUUUAUCCCAGCUAUUGAUUCAUUUGGCUUUGAAACAGAUUUGAGAACUCACACACAAGGACAAGCAUUUUGUUUAUCAGUAUUCCAUCAUUGGCAGAUUGUUCCUGGAGAUCCACUGGACAGGAACAUCAUCAUUCGACCACUUGAACCCCAACCUGCAACCCAUCUUGCUAGGGAAUUUAUGAUCAAGACCAGAAGGAGAAAGGGUUUGAGUGAAGACGUCAGUAUUAACAAGUUCUUUGACGAUCCUAUGUUGUUGGAAUUGGCUCGUCAAGAUGUUGUUCUUAACAAUCCUUUGUGAAAAAAAA